UACAGGAAGAACUAUGGCCACGCACACGGGAGGGGGAGUUUAAAGGCGGUGAUUAUUCCCCCUCCUCCUAAAUUUAUUUAUUUCACUUUUCUCCCCCGAAUGUCCUUUUGCAUCUGAUUGCAGCGUAUUAGUGUGCAUUUAACCGGGGAUUUUCUCAAGGGGGCAAAUCCUGAUUUGUUUCCUAUAGCUGCUGCAAAGCGGAGAGAGCUCGUUUGCCAGGGCUGGCGUUGCCUCCUGUCUCUCACGGCCACUUCCCGUCACGGAGGAACCGUGUAAGAGGACGGAGGGAGCCAGCUCCGGGAAAGCAAGGGAUCGGUCCAGGAAAACGCAGCCCCAUCCGUGGAGGGAAGGAAAAGAUUAUCGCAGCUUAACGGAUCUGCAUUUAGUACCCAUUAGAACCGUUUCAAAAGUCUUUUUUUUUUUUUUUCGGACGGAUAGGUGACCGGCCCUUCUCUUUUCCCGGUCCCGAGUAGAUCUACAGGAUUAAUGGGACAUUUGCCUCCGUAGGUCUCGCUCCCCCCGACGGACCCUCGCUCCAACUUUACUCCGGCGCUGUCCAGCCUCUGGUCGGGGGGGGGGGGGGGGGGAGCUGCCCCGUGCCUCGCCCGGGUCGGGCAUAGGGGCCGCAACGCUAGUCUAACAUGGCAGGAAACAUCAAGAAAAGCGUGGGGCUGAUCGGGAUGAUGAAGGACGCGUUCCAACCCCACCAUCACCACCUUCAUUCCCACCACCAGCCCGGGGCCGUGGACAAGAAGACUGUGGAGAAAUGCUGGAAGCUCAUGGACAAGGUGGUCCGGCUGUGUCAGAACCCCAAGCUGGCGCUGAAGAACAGCCCGCCGUACAUCCUGGACCUGCUGCCGGACACGUACCAGCAUCUGCGCACCAUCCUCUCGCGCUACGAGGGCAAGAUGGAGACGCUGGGCGACAACGAGUACUUCCGCGUCUUCAUGGAGAACCUGGCCAAGAAGACCAAGCAGACCAUCAGUCUCUUCAAGGAGGGCAAGGAGCGAAUGUAUGAGGAGAACUCGCAGCCCAGGCGUAACCUGACCAAGCUCUCGCUGAUCUUCAGUCACAUGCUGGCCGAGCUCAAGGCCGUUUUCCCCAACGGCCUGUUCCAGGGAGACAACUUCCGGAUCACCAAGGCGGACGCGGCAGAGUUCUGGCGGAGGUCCUUCGGGGACAAGACCAUCGUGCCAUGGAAGAUAUUCCGUCAGGCUCUGAACGAGUUCCACCCCAUCAGCUCGGGCCUGGAGGCCAUGGCCCUCAAGUCCACCAUCGACCUCACCUGCAACGACUAUAUCUCCGUCUUCGAGUUUGACAUUUUCACCCGCCUCUUCCAGCCCUGGUCCUCCCUGUUACGAAACUGGAACAGCCUGGCUGUGACUCACCCCGGGUACAUGGCCUUCCUCACCUACGAUGAGGUCAAGGCCCGUCUGCAGAAGUUCAUCCACAAACCUGGCAGCUACAUCUUCCGCCUGAGCUGCACCCGGCUUGGCCAGUGGGCCAUCGGCUACGUUACGGCUGAUGGCAACAUCCUGCAGACCAUCCCACACAACAAGCCCCUGUUCCAGGCCCUCAUUGAUGGAUUUCGGGAAGGCUUCUAUCUGUUCCCAGACGGCCGUGCUCAGAAUCCCGACCUGACGGGUCUGUGUGAGCCGUCUCCGCAGGACCACAUCAAGGUCACACAGGAGCAGUACGAGCUCUACUGCGAGAUGGGCUCCACCUUCCAGCUGUGCAAGAUCUGCGCCGAGAACGACAAGGAUGUGAAGAUUGAGCCAUGUAGCCACCUCAUGUGCACGUCCUGCCUCACUGCCUGGCAGGAGUCCGAGGGCCAGGGCUGCCCAUUCUGCCGUUGCGAGAUCAAGGGCACGGAGCCCAUCGUGGUCGACCCGUUCGACCCCAAGGACAACAGCGGCUUCUCCUAUGGUGGCUGCAGGGGGGCCCUGGGGGCUGAGGGGACCCCCUCCCCCAGCUAUGACGAUGACGAUGAUGACCGGCUAGAUGACCCCCACCUCAUCAUGAGCAGGCUGGCCUGUGACAAGGUGGAGCGCCCCCCCUCGCCCAUGUCGCUGACCCCCCAGGCAGCACUGCCCCCAGUACCCCCUCGGCUGGAUCUCCUACCACACCGGCCCCCCAACCCCUCUGGAGCCUCCAGUCCGGGUGCGACGUCAAAGGCUGCAGCGCACCACAAGGACAAGCCCCUCCCACUGCCACCAACGCUGCGUGACCUGCCGCCCCCCCCACCCCCUGAGCGUCCCCACUCAGCGGGGGCCGAUGCCCGCAUGCUGCGGCGCCCCUUGCCCUGCACACCGGGGGAUCCGCCACGGGACAAACUACCGCCUGCCCCACCCAACCGGCCCACGGCGGACUGGACCGCCCGGCCCGUGCCCAAGGCCCCCCCGCAGACGCUGGGCCUCCGUGACCUGUCCAACCGCCAUUCCCUGCCCCUGGCACUACCCUCAGACACACACAGCGGAGCUCUCAGCCUGGAUCCUCAGCUGAGUGGCGGUGCCGGGUCCUCUGUGCCCGUGGAGGGUGACCUACCCAGGGUCAAGUGCUCUGUUUCUGCCAAUGCCAUUUACAGCAUGGCUACCAGGCCCCUCUCCAACCUCAAGCAACCCCUUGCAGCCGAGGUCCAUGAAGGUGAUGAAGAGUCAGACUACAUGACUCCCAGCUCGCGGCCCGCCCUCCCGGGCCUGGCUGCCGGCAUGGGGGAAGCCGCCUCUGGCCCACGGCCGCCUCAGCCUGGCAUCCUGAGCUCACGCUCCCUGCUGGCUGACCUGGACGUUGAGACCUAUGAGUCCAUGUACAACAUCCAGGUCCACACAGCCGGCGCGCUCGACGCUUGCCAGGGCGGAGACUCUGAUUACUCUGAGCUGCCCACCACAGUCUGCUCCAACGGCCCUGGUGUGACAGGAGAUGAAGAUGAGGAAGACGAUGAUGAUGGCUACGAAUUCCCUACACCGGUCCUGCCUCAGUCAGGUCGACCUGCCUUUCUAGAGCCCGCUGCUGCCUCCCCCUGUCCCUCCACAUCCUUCAGCCACCUCUCUCUGGACAGUGAAUCCUGUGCUGCAACCGCAUUCCCCCCUGAGCUCGGAAAUGCCCCAGAGAGGCCACCCAAGCCGCUGCCACGACGGAUGCCCAUGGAGCAUAGGGGGAGCCCCGGGGGCAGCCCUGCACCCACCCCGCCCCCCGCUCCUCCUGGGAUCAGCAGUGAGGUGGAGCAGCUAAGGAGCCUGGGGUACUCCUACCAGGACAUCCAGAAGGCUCUGAUGAUCGCACAGAACAAUGUGGAGAUGGCCAAGAAUAUCCUGCGAGAGUUUGUCUCUGUCCCUUCCCCGGCUCACAUCCUCACAUAGCGCACGUCCCCCCCCCACACACACACACACCACUCCCCCCCCACCAUCUUACCGCCGUAAUUAUGUGCUGAGAGGAUGACGUUGUGGGCGUAUCUUGGCCUUUGCCGCCCAAUUGGCUGGCUCUUGCCCUCUGCAAGCUUUUCAGAUGGUCUUGUUUUCUCUUCUGUGGGUGAUGACUCACAAGGUCGAUAUCUCUUUCAUUUUUUCCGCCAAGAAAUGGAUGAAGUAUAAAUAUCUGUAGUAAACCCAAAUCUCCCCCUUCUGGCUCUGAGCUGCUACUGACUGGCUGGGAAGUGCUCGGGCUGUACUCUUUGACACUCUUAAGUGCCAGCAAGUGUACUUUUAUUCCCUAGUUUUUAUACCCCAACCACAUACUCACACACAGCAGCAUGAUUCUGACGCCCCAAGCUUGCCUUAUAGUCUCUGCUGAUGACAAACGCCUCCUGCUCUGUAGCUACACACGGUCAGGGGGGAUUGGCUCGUCUGGAGGCCUUCUCCCCCCUGUGACACGAAUGCCAUGCCUGUUUUCCAAGGAAGUCGCACACACUCAUCCGCGGAACUCGACAGCUGACACUGACCCGCAGCAGGGGAUUCUGGGAGGUCCCUGUCAGGCUCAUGUGGCUCCCCUAGACGCAAUGAGGGACUUUGUGGUCUAGUGCCGUAUUGAAAUAAAUGUGGACCACUGUAAUACCCCACCUCCCAGGUAGUUUUUCUUCCAGAACCUUUCAGUGAACCUUCGAAUGACAGGCUUAUAUGGGUGAAGAGAGAACAUUUCAAAUUGUGUUGAUUAACUGGUGAGGAAGCUAAUUUACUAAUGUAGAACUCCCCCCAGUGAUGGGAGGUUGUGAAUGGGUCCGAACAUGUUCAACGUGUUUCAAACCUUAUCGUUGUUGUUAUUGUUGUUAUUAUUAUUAUUAUUAUUAUUAAUAAUAAUAAUAAUAGUUCAGAAGUGCUUUACUGCUGCUACUAUUGUCCGUGCUAAACAAUUAAGCCUUAAGUGUACAUUUGUGAAUAUUGUAUGGUUUAACAGUUUUUUUUUUUUUUUUUGUUAGUUUGUUUUUAAAGUGACAGUAUGCUUUAUUUUCUUUUGUGGUGUAGCAUACUUGAAAAAAAUAUAAGCAGCUUGUGAAACCACUGCAAGGCCUCUGUUGACUUCAGACAGUCGUGCAAGAGCACAGGGUUUAAUUGUAGCAAGACAUGGUUUGAUUUUAAAAGUCAAGAAAUGCUAAUUCAUUAAAUACAAAUAAAUUAAUGAUGACUGUACAAUA
Messenger RNA from Paramormyrops kingsleyae, 4627 nucleotides. Its product is annotated as E3 ubiquitin-protein ligase CBL-like. Gene Ontology annotation, biological process: negative regulation of epidermal growth factor-activated receptor activity; cell surface receptor signaling pathway. Lineage: Eukaryota; Metazoa; Chordata; Actinopteri; Osteoglossiformes; Mormyridae. The record is from RefSeq and is a predicted model, not a curated record. Gene Ontology annotation, cellular component: plasma membrane; membrane raft. Gene Ontology annotation, molecular function: SH3 domain binding; ubiquitin protein ligase activity; receptor tyrosine kinase binding.